AUGACAAAACAUUACCAUGUAUACGGCUUGGGCGCCGCACUUGUGAAUACAGAAAUCAGUGUAACGGAUGCUGAUCUGGCGGCGAUGGCAGUCGAGAAAGGCGUCAUGACACUAGUGGAUGAAGCACGGCAAAGGCAUUUGCUUGACUGUCUUGCCGGUCAUUUGGUACGUUCGAAGCGGACUAGCGGCGGCUCCACAGCCAAUGCUAUUAUCGCUAUUGCUCAGUUCGGUGGCCAAACAUUUUAUUCCUGUAAGCUUGGAGACGAUAGCAACGGCGAAUUUUACUUGCGCGAUCUACAAGCAGCGGGUGUCGACUGUCACAUCGAUCAACGCCGCGAUGAAGGCAUCACGGGUACAUGUUUGGUGAUGAUUACUCCCGAUGCUGAGCGCACUUUAAAUACGUUUCUUGGUGUUAAUUCGGCGCUAUCACAGCACGAUCUUGUACCAGAAGUCAUUGCCGCUGCCAGUUAUGUUUAUUUUGAAGCCUAUUUGGUGGUUUCUCCAACCACUCGCGCUGCUGCCAUUCGCACACGUGAAAUUGCGGAACAAAACGGCGUGAAAACUGCCCUUAGUUUUUCUGAUCCAGGAAUUGUGACCCAGUUUCACGAUGGUUUGUGCGAAAUGCUGGGCAAGCGUAUCGAUUUAUUAUUCUGUAAUCGGCUUGAAGCACUAAGUUGGGCGCAAACAGAAAAUUUAGAUCUCGCUAUUGAUAGUUUGAAAAAGAUCUCUCAUACAUUUGCGGUUACACUCGGUGCAGAAGGCGCAAUAGUUUACGAUGGAACACAACUGCACAACAUUGCGCCCUACAAGGUACAAGCGGUGGAUACCAGCGGCGCGGGCGAUAUGUUUGCAGGCGCGUUUUUAUUUGGCAUUACGCACGGAAAAGAUUUUCCGACAGCGGGAAAACUGGCAAGUCUCGCCGCUGCAGCAGUUGUCUCUACUUACGGAUCGCGCCUGGCUGCGACGCAACAGCAGGAAAUUUUGUCGCAAUGGAACAGCAUCGAAUGA
This is a messenger RNA of Didymodactylos carnosus, 1008 nucleotides long. NCBI's taxonomy places the organism in Eukaryota, Metazoa, Rotifera, Eurotatoria, Philodinida, Philodinidae. The record is from the annotation of a GenBank genome assembly.